Messenger RNA from Miscanthus lutarioriparius, 987 nucleotides. The record is from the annotation of a GenBank genome assembly. Lineage: Eukaryota; Viridiplantae; Streptophyta; Magnoliopsida; Poales; Poaceae.
AUGCCUCGUAAUCACGGGAAGCUCAAGACCCGAUGGAUCGUCCAGGACGCCGCGCGGGACGCGACUUUCCGGAUGCGCCGCGCCACGCUGCUGGAGAAGGCCAAGGAGCUCUCCAUCAUCUGCCAAAUCCCUGUGGCCAUGGUGGUGUACGGCCCCGGUAACGCCGAGCCAGCGUUCUGGCCGGAAGAUCUUGACGAGGCCAAGGGCAUCAUGCGGAGAUAUCUAGAGCUGCCUGAGGCCUCCAAGGAGACGCACAGGCUGGAUAACGAGGGCUUCCUGCGCCAGGCCUUGAAGAAGAUGGGGAAAAGGUUCGAGAGCUACAAGGCGACCGCCCGCCAGCUCGAGGUCAACCUCAUCCUCAACGACAUCAGCCUCGGCCGCCGCAGCAACCUCGACGACCUGGCCCCCGAGCUCGCCGCCGCCGUCAGGUCGGCGGUGAACUUGCUCAGGAGCUCCAUCUACGAGCGCGUGAACUCGCUCACCUCGGCCGCAAUGGAGGCCGUUCCGCCACAGCUCGCACCUGAAGAAGCUGCGACGGCGAUGCUUGUGUCGUCGCAGGAGGAGCCACUGAUGGUGGCGCCACUUGCUAUGGCGCCGCCGAUGGUGGCGAACUCACCGCUGUUUGUGCUGCCGCCGCCGCCGCUGGAUCCCGAGCUGCUGCUGGUCCCACCGCAGGAACCCCUGAUGGCGCCGUUGCAGGAGCCACUCAUGGUGCCACCGUUUGCGAUGGCGCCCCCAAUGGCAGCUGACGUGCCGGUGCCGCAUACCCUGCAUGCGGCAGUGGGGGAUCCUCUUGCCCCCUCCGCUGGUGUGGGUGUUGAGGAUGACGAGGACGGCUUCCCCCGAGAUGGAAGCUAUCUGCUUGAGGUGGCGGACGCCAUCUUGGACGAUGGCAGUGGACGCCAGGCCACUGAUGAGGACGUCAACCGUCUGCUCUGGGAGCACGGCCUUGAGAGCUUCAUCAAGCCCAAGCCCAAGCCCAUGUAA